UUUCCUGGCCCUCGCCCUAACCUCCAUUCUCUCUGCAUCCUUUCUCAUCUACAAAUCUUGUUUCGUUCGAUCAACAUCGUCUUCUUCAUACAAGCUCCCACCAGGCCCUCGUCCCUACCCAGUAAUUGGGAACAUCCUUGAGCGCGGCUCUAACCCUCUCUUGUCCAUCACGAACCUCUCCAAAUCUCAUGGACCCAUUAUGUCACUCACGUUAGGCACAAGGAUCGCCAUAAUUAUCUCUUCUCAAGAAAUAGCCGGAGAAGCUUUUCACAAACACGACCUAGACUUCUCUAGUCGAACCUUCCCUGACAGUGCUCGAGCUCUCAAUCAUCACCAAGUCUCCAUAGCUUGGCUUCCCGUUUCAACUCAAUGGAAAGCCCUUAGAUGAGCUUGUGUUAUGAAAAUUUUCUCAAAUCUGAAGCUGGACUCCACCUAGUUUCUACGUCAAAACAAGGUAGGAGACUUAAUCAAUCAUAUCCAUGAAUAUUCCAUUAAAGGUGAGGCUAUAUAUCUUGCUGAGGCUUUCUUUAACAUAGUUCUCAAUUUAGCAUUGAACAUGCUUUUUUCCAUGGGUUUUGCUUGUUAUGGUUCCAAUAAGACUCAGGAGUAUAAGAAGUUAGUGACUGGGAUCGUGGAUGAAAAUGGGAGGCCUAAUGUUUCUGAUAUUUUUCUUGUUUUGAGUUUUCUUGAUCGACAAGGCGUUCGCGUGAGGAUGAGAGGUUAUUAUAAAAAGUUUUAUAAACUUGUUGAUGAUAUUUGGGAAGAGACAUUGCAUUUAAGAGGUUCCAACAUAGUUUCCAAAGAAAACAAUGAUGCGUUGGAUUCAAUUCUUGAUCUUAUCGAAGACGAUUCUUCACAAUUUAGCUGUGGUGAUGUCAUUUAUUUGUUCAUAGAUUUAUUUGUGGCGGGGACUGACACAACACCGAGCAAACUUGAAUGGACAAUGGCAGAAUUAAUACGAAACCCAGAGAAAAUGGUGAAUGUAAGAACAAAACUCCAACAUGUUCUUGGUAAUAAAAAUAAUACUUUGAAUCUUGAAGAGACUAUGAGCUCAAAGUUGACUUACCUACAAGCAAUACAAAAAGAGACUUUACACCUACACCCACCAGUACCAUAUCUACUACCCUGCAAGGCAAUUUGUGAUGUAGAGUUAUGUGGCUUCUUAGUUCCCAAAAACGCACAGAUUUUUGUAAAUGUGUGGGCUAUGGGAAGAGACCCAACCAUAUGGGAUAAACCUAAUUCAUUUAUCCCUAAAAGGUUUUUGGAAAGUGAGAUUGAUUUUAAGGCUAAUGAUUUUAAGUUUAUUCCAUUUGGUGUUGGGAGGAGGAUGUGUCCUGGGUUGCCCUUGGCUUCUAGGGUACUUCCCUUUAUGUUGGCAUCUCUUACAUAUCAUUUUGAUUGGAAGGUUCCAGAUGGGCUAAAGCUAGAGGAUAUGGAUAUGAGUCAAAACUAUGGGAUUUUAUUGCAUAAGGCUCAACCUCUAAGAGCUGUUCCUGUCAAAAUGUAGUAAUUAUGAAUUUGUUAAUUUCAUUCAUGAUGAAGAAUUAAGUGUUGGUAAAAAAUGUGAUACUCGAUUAAAUAAAUAAUAACUUGUGUUGCUUGCCUCGGGCUGGUCUUGUAGUUUUCACUUCAAUAGUCUACAACUCUAUAAUCUCAAUAAAUACAUUUAGAAAUAUUUUGGGUCAUUGUAAAAGGGUUCCCAACUAGAAACAACUCAUACGUUAAACUAUAACACCAUGUACUUAAACAUUAAUUAUGCCGAUUAAAUUAUCAAGACCUCUUUCAUCAAGUUUGCCAUAAAUUUCUAAUUUUAUCAAAUUCUGCAAACCUAGAAAACUUCAUCGCAUAAUACAAACCCAGAAACCCUAACCUAAAAUCUUCUACACCCAA
Messenger RNA from Prosopis cineraria, 1890 nucleotides. Its product is annotated as cytochrome P450 76C2-like. Gene Ontology annotation, molecular function: oxidoreductase activity, acting on paired donors, with incorporation or reduction of molecular oxygen; heme binding; iron ion binding. NCBI's taxonomy places the organism in Eukaryota, Viridiplantae, Streptophyta, Magnoliopsida, Fabales, Fabaceae. Bases 557 to 1507 code for a protein of 316 amino acids. The record is from RefSeq and is a predicted model, not a curated record. The transcript has 3 exons.